ACUGAGGUUAGUGUCGAUGUCCUGUCACACUGAUGGGGGCCGACGGCAGUAAAAACAGGAAGAGGCCCACCGAAGGGCAGGAGGAUGAGCACUUCCCAUCUGGAUGGCGUGGCUUCCUCUCGAGCAUGGGUCUGUCCAUCCCAGCAGGCCUCUGUCGCUUGGCCCCAACUGCCCUGCGUCUGGGCCAGCGUCGAAUGCUCCAAGGCAAGUCCCCUGACAUCCCAGAACAUGUCCUGAGGUUGGCAGGAGUUGGACCAGACAAGCUAAGAGCAGAAUGGAGUCUGCCAGGAUUUAUUAUCAUGUUCCUGCCCGAAUUUCCCCACAGAACUGUGCCUGGGCAUGAGCACUUUCAGGUGUUGGGUUACAUCGCCAAAGGUUCCUUUGGACCCAUUCUGAAGGUGAAGGACAAGGCCAAACAGAAAACAUAUGCUGUCAAAGUUAUACCUAAAUCAGAGAUUCUGAGGCUGGGGGUCUUGGAGCAGUCGAAAGAAGAAGUUAUUGUCCAGCGUCAGGUUCGUCACCCUUUUGUCCAUGACCUCGAGGACUGCUGGCAGACACAGCGCCACCUCUACAUUAUGUGCGACUACUGCAGCACAGGAGACCUGUACACCUACUGGCAGAUGAUCGGUCAGUUCACGGAGGACACCAUACGAGUGUUUGCAGCGGAGUUGGGAUGUGCGCUCGGCUUUCUGCAUGACUUUGGAAUCAUCCACAGAGAUGUGAAGAUGGAGAAUAUCCUGCUGACAGACAACGGACACCUCCGCUUAGCUGACUUUGGUUUGUCCCGUCGCCUGGAGAGAGGAGGACGAGCCUUUACUAUCUGUGGAACAAUCCAAUAUAUGGCCCCAGAGGUGCUGAGUGGGGGACCCUAUAACCACGCAGCUGAUUGGUGGUCACUGGGAAUUCUGCUUUUCUCAUUGGUUACUGGGAAGUUCCCUGUGCCUCCAGAACCAGACCACUGCUGCAUGCUGAGGAAAGUAAGGGGGUUUCCCUACGAAAUGCCCCUUAGCUUCAGCCCCCCAUUUGCCUUGCUAAUAACUGAGCUUUUAUGCAAGACUCCCUCCCGCCGCCUGCGGACCCUCGAUCGUUUCAAACGCCAAACCUUCUUCUAUGGAACAACUUUUGACCUCACUCUGCUGCAGCGUCAGCCUGUGGAGGUGAUUCUGGAGCUGAGAGAGAGACCGGACCGAGCCGCCAAAGCUCGACGAGGACUCACUUUGUCUCUGCAACCUCUAAAAGGCUUCGACUAUGACUCACUGCUCAGCCCUCCGGCCACGCCAGACACACAGUUGGAUGUCGACACACAAACACACACAGUUGCACCACUGCCAGGCCCGGCACACCUACUGCAGCCUGCUCAGGAAAAAGGUCCACACAGAGAAGUGUUUGUGUGACGUACUUUGAGUUUACAGUAUGAUUACUAACACGCUAAAGGUAAAGGCCUAAAUAAAUGUACUUCUGCACACUUAUUCACCCUUACACACAGGUGUGGUGCGCCUUGUAAAACGUCUUAUUUAGAAAAAGCCAAAAUAGCUGAUUAUGAUUUUAUUGGAUCUAUAGUUUAGAAGGGAAUGAUUUAGUUGAGUAAAAAACACCACUUUUCCACUUAUUGGCAAGUUUUAUCUUUUUUUUUUGUGAUGUGCUGAGCGCUAUUUUUUUCUUGUUUUUACUUGUUUGCCUUGCUCCAAUGAGCACCUUUUCAAGCCUACUGCAUUUGCUCAACAGUUGUGCAAGAAAGAUUGCACUAUUGUCCAUCUACUACAGUUUUCCAGUGACUGGUCAUGGUUGCCCUGUUAGUACAUAAUGUACGACUGCUAUCAAACUCACACCACAUGGAAAAGUCAUGCUGGUUGAAGACAAUGCACCAAAUUCCUUUUUUUUCCCCCUUUUUUUCUCAACAAGUUGUAUGUAGUUAAGUAGACAUCCAACCAAAACCACAAAGGGAGUGUAUUUCUGAGCUUCUGCCUUUGUUUUCAUGUUACAUGAUUAUGAAAAUCAUGCAACAAAGUAGACAGAAGAAACUCAUUUCCUCAUGCUGUUGAAGCAAGCAAUAAGAUUAUGCUAUGAUCUUUAUUUUAAAAUACAUUCUCUACCUUUUUUCAUGCUCUGAUACGACCUUUCCCAAACUGCCUAAAUUCUGCUGCAGCAGAAACACCUCUCCUCCUGCACUAUGUAAAAAUCAUGCAAGCAUCACAACAUCAGAUCAAGAUGUGUACACCUUCAACGUCUACUUUAUCAUUUAUAACCUGCGACUCAGGGGAGCAAUCACUGGUUUUCCCAAGUCAGCCUUGAUUUUGAUUCCAGGACAGCUGUACAGAUGUGAGCUGGGACUGUGAGGGUCGAUUGAACAACACUGUUGUUUAUCCCCAGUUAACAUUUUGAUAGAUACAGGGCUUUUUCUAUUGUCCAAGGUUGCCGUAACCCUAGCCAGUAAUCACACCUUCAAGCACUUUCCUGAUCAUCAGAUUAUAUUAUGAUUUUGUAAAGUAUGCCCUGAUGUGUACCCAGAAUGCCUCAAACAUGUGAUCCUGAGCUUGCUUUUUUUUUUGUCAGAAAAUGCUUAUUUAUAAAUUCCUCUUUACAAAGUUUAUAUGAAUAUUUUGGAUGCUAUUU
Seriola dumerili (greater amberjack) is the source of this 2613-nucleotide messenger RNA. RefSeq lists its product as uncharacterized. Gene Ontology annotation, molecular function: ATP binding; protein serine/threonine kinase activity. Bases 33 to 1394 code for a protein of 453 amino acids. The record is from RefSeq and is a predicted model, not a curated record. NCBI's taxonomy places the organism in Eukaryota, Metazoa, Chordata, Actinopteri, Carangiformes, Carangidae. The transcript has 13 exons. Gene Ontology annotation, biological process: protein phosphorylation.